Messenger RNA from Penicillium subrubescens, 1257 nucleotides. RefSeq names its product GTPase-activating protein RNA1. The record is from RefSeq and is a predicted model, not a curated record. Lineage: Eukaryota; Fungi; Ascomycota; Eurotiomycetes; Eurotiales; Aspergillaceae. Bases 1 to 1257 code for a protein of 418 amino acids. Gene Ontology annotation, cellular component: perinuclear region of cytoplasm; nucleus; cytosol. The transcript has a single exon. Gene Ontology annotation, molecular function: GTPase activator activity; small GTPase binding. Gene Ontology annotation, biological process: activation of GTPase activity; nucleocytoplasmic transport.
AUGGCCCCUCCAAAGGUCUUCUCCCUUGAGGGCAAGGGUCUCAAGCUCGACACCGCGGAGGAUAUUGAAGCCCACAUCAAGCCUCUUGUUGAGUCUACCGACUACACCGAGAUCCGUUUUGGCGGUAACACCCUGGGUGUUGGUGCUUCGGAGCGCCUCGCCACUGUCCUCGCGACCCAGAAGAGCCUUGAAGUUGCAGAGCUCGCCGAUAUCUUCACCUCGCGUCUCCUGUCUGAAAUCCCUCCCGCCUUGAAGUCCCUCCUGGAUGCCCUUCUCGAGAUCCCCUCCGUCCACACUGUCAACUUGUCCGACAAUGCCUUCGGUCUAAACACACAGGCGCCCCUCGUCGAUUUCCUGUCGCGUCAUGUCCCGCUGCGCCACCUUAUCCUGAACAACAACGGUCUCGGCCCUGCCGCUGGUACCCUCAUCGCCGAUGCUCUGAGCAAGCUUGCUGAGCGUAAGGAGGAGGCUCGCAAGGAGGGCAAGGAGGUUGCUAUGUUGGAAAGCAUUGUCUGUGGACGUAACCGUCUGGAGAACGGCAGCAUGGAGGCUUGGGCUCGUGCUUAUGAGAAGCACGCCGCGGGCAUGAAGUCUGUCAAGAUGACCCAGAACGGUAUUCGCCAGGAGGGUACCUCGUACCUGCUGAAGAAUGGUCUUCGUCACUGCAGCGCUCUGGAAGUUUUGGAUCUGCAGGACAACACUUUUACCAUCAUGGGAUCCACUGCGCUGGCUGACGUUCUGGCCGGCUGGCCUGCUCUGAUUGAGCUGGGUGUUGGUGACUGCCUGCUCUCUUCCCGUGGUACUGUCAAGGUUGCCAAGGCUCUGGCCGCCAACAAGAACCCCAAGAUCCAAACCUUGCGCAUGCAGUACAACGAGAUCAAGGCCGACGGUGUGAAGGCUCUCACCCAUGCCGCCAAGACCGCUCUCCCCAGCCUGCGCCGUGUGGAGCUGAACGGCAACAUCUUCUCUGAGGAGGAUCCCAACAUUGCCGACCUGCGCGAGCUGUUGGAGGCCCGUCAGGAGGAGCACGGCACUGAUGAUGAUGCCGAGGAUACCUGGGGUGUGGAUGAGCUGGAUGAGCUGGAGGAGGAGGGUUCUGAAGAGGAGGAGGAGGAGGAGGAGGAAUAUGAGGAAGUCCAGGCCAAGGCUGAGAAGGACUUGGAGGAUGCUGAUCGCGCUGAGCAAGAGAAGGUGGCUCAGAAGUCCGACAAGGAAGUUGAUGAGCUGGCUGAAGCUCUGGGCAAGACCGGUCUGUAG